AUGCCUCCAAAGGAUAAGCUGUCCGACGCCACGUACCCACGGAAGGCUGAAGCGGAGGAAGGCAUUGCUGAGACCAUUCAGGGCCUAUUGGCAUCUGGGGUUCUCGAGCCCUCCACUUCAGCCUGGAAUACGCCCAUCCUGCCGGUAGAAAAACCCGGUACAGGUACAUACCGCAUGGCUCAUGAUUUACGAUCCAUAAACAAUGUCCUGCUGACCCCUACCAUUCCUGUCCCCAAUCCAUAUACGGCUCUGAAUGCCCUGGACCCCCGACAGAAGUGGUUCACCUGUAUAUAUUUAGCUAACGCUUUUUUCUGCCUUCCCUUGGCCGACCACCUACGUGAUGUUUUCUCUUUUACAUUUCGUGGCCGUCAGUCCCGGUACACACGUGUGCCGCAAAGGUUUGCUAACUCGCCCGGCCUUUUCAGUCAGGUUCUCAAAGACAUCCUGUCUGACUGCCCCUUUCCCCCGGAUUGCACUUUGGUACAGUACGUUGACGACCUGUUGCUUGCAGCGCCUAGCCCCAGCUCUUGCGCAUUGGCCACCGACCAGGUUCUCCGCCAUUUGUCUACCACUGGGUUUAAAGUCAGCAAAACCAAACUUCAGGCUAUUAGGACGCAAGUCUCUUUUCUUGGCAGGGUCAUUUCUCAAAAAGGGGCGGCGAUAUCGGCGGCCCACAGAACUAACAUCCUCUGCCACCCCAAACCGUUGAAAGUCAAGGACAUGCUAUCUUUCUUGGGUUUAACUGGGUACAGCAGACAUUACAUCCCCAAUUAUGUUGGGCUAAUGACACAUCUCCACCACAUGGUCAGAACAUGUGGCAUGCGCAAUCUCAAUGCGCACCUCCCUUGGUCCAUGGAAGCCGAGCACUGCUUCACUGAGUUGAAGCAAUUGCUCGCCCAAAGUGCCGAACUGGCUAUUCCAGAUCACACCCGGCCAUUCUUUUUAGAUGUUUCUGAAACAGAAGGUGUGGUAAAUGGCAUUCUGUUCCAGAAAAAAGGGGGGGAACGGAAGGUGUUGACAUACGCUAGCAUUAUGCUAGACGCAAUGGAAAAACGACACCCCCCAUGUACACAACACGCAGCAGGAAUAGCAAAAAUGUUGCUAAAAACAGCACACAUAGUCAUGGGACACCCCCUUACAGUAUUAACAACACACAGCGUGGUGGCAUAUGUGAAUUCACAAAGAUUUACCAUGACCCCCACUGCGGCAGCAACAAAUAACCAAGGCGCUAGAAGCCCCGAAUGUCACGUUUAUACUGAAGGGAUCAACAUGGCAGACAGAAUGGGAACAGGAGAACCACACGAGUGUGUGCGUAGAAUAGAGCAGGAAGAGAAGGUUAGGCCUGAUCUAGAGGCCCAGGCUAUACCAGGGACAGAAACAUUGUAUACAGACGGGUGCUGCUAUAGAAAUGAAGAGACAGGCUUCCACGCAGGAUACGCAGUGGUGAGACAAACAGAGGAGGGAUUUGAGACAGUAAUAGCCAAAAGAAUGGAGGGCCAGUUGUCAGCCCAGCGGGCAGAGAUCAAGGCACUUAUAGCAGCCCUGGAAUGGAGCAGGGGAAAGGAGGUAACCAUUUAUUCAGAUUCUGCCUAUGCUGUGGGGGCAGUGCAUAUUGAAAUUCCUCAAUGGAAAAGAGUAGGGUUUCUUAUGGCAGGGGGGAAACCGAUCAGACACGAACAAGAGAUGAAAGAACUACUGGAGGCAAUACAGUUGCCCCAAAAGGUGGCCAUAGUAAAAUGUAAGGGUCACGAUCCCACCAACACCCCGGUGGCGAAGGGAAAUCAGGAGGCGGACCAGGUAGCCAAACAAGUGACAGGGUACAGGGUAUCCUAUCAACUAAUAGUGUAUGAAGAUGAGGUGUUGAGGGCCAAAUGGGAUCAUGAAACGAUGAAAUACUUUCAGGGGGAAGCAGGCAUCCACGAGAAAGCAGAGAUUGUCUUAGACUACACCGAUAUGGGUGAAUCCAGAAAAGUGAAGGGAUAUCAAUAUCUAUUGAUAUGUGUAGACCAGUUGACUGGAUGGCCCGAGGCAUGGCCGGCAAAAAAGGAAGACAGUGCGAUGGUCAUCAAAUGCCUAAUUAACUAUUACAUCCCAAGACAUGGGUUUCCAGCUAAAAUAAGGACAGAUAACGGCACCCACUUUAAAAAUUCAGACCUGCAGAAAGUGGAAGCCAUGUUAGGAUUGAAGCACGCCUUCGGAACCGUGUACCACCCACAGUCACAAGGUAAGGUAGAAAGGAUGAACCAAAACCUCAAACAAAAACUAGCUAGGAUCUGCGCGCAGACAAAAAUGAAUUGGGUGGAUGUCUUACCAUUGGCACUUAUGACAAUAAGGUCCUCCGUAAACCAAGGAACGGGAUUCACACCGUAUGAAUUAAUGACAGGCAGACAGUUUCCGGGGCCGGGAGCAGCCCCCCAAGAUGAGAUGGGGAACCGGGGAAUGAGUGCCGGAAAAUGCUUUAAGGAAUUACAAGCUCUUGUUUCAGAAUUUUCCCAACAGGUGGGCGAGAAGCAGGCACUGCCAACAGGGACGACCCUGCCAACGGCCAAGUGGGUCCUCCUGCGAGUCAUUAAGAGGAAGUGGUCAGAACCCAGGUGGACAGGACCAUACGAGGUAACGGAAAGGACCUCACACGCGGUGAGGCUGAAAGGGAAGGGGACCACCAGGUACCACUGGAGCCAGUGUGCGGCAGCCAAGGAACCAGGUAGAACCCUGCAAGACAUACAGGACAAUCUACAAGAAGCGUCCACCUCUUCGGGUGAACUCGAAGGUUCACUGACCCUUCCUGAAGCCGACACUGUUAGCAGAAGUCAGGGUGAAAGUGCUGGUAACCUCUCCCCUAGGUCAUAG
This is a messenger RNA of Lampris incognitus (smalleye Pacific opah), 2850 nucleotides long. RefSeq lists its product as uncharacterized. Gene Ontology annotation, biological process: DNA integration. The record is from RefSeq and is a predicted model, not a curated record. Bases 1 to 2850 code for a protein of 949 amino acids. Lineage: Eukaryota; Metazoa; Chordata; Actinopteri; Lampriformes; Lampridae. The transcript has 3 exons. Gene Ontology annotation, molecular function: RNA-DNA hybrid ribonuclease activity; nucleic acid binding.